Messenger RNA from Theobroma umbraticum, 2123 nucleotides. Its product is annotated as MLO-like protein 4. Gene Ontology annotation, biological process: defense response. Gene Ontology annotation, cellular component: membrane. The record is from RefSeq and is a predicted model, not a curated record. Lineage: Eukaryota; Viridiplantae; Streptophyta; Magnoliopsida; Malvales; Malvaceae.
GUCACGUUGCGCUUUCCAAAUUGGCAAAUCCUAAGUGGUGAAGAUCUCGGUUGCUGUGGCCCCGAGCAAUUGAACAGGUUUGUAAACGAGUUCAACGACCCGGGCAUGUGUUCUUAAAUUCACUUCAGCUGGAACGGUCUCAAGUUUAUGGCACAACCAAAACCCCACCACCAAAUCUCUGCUAUUUAUUGAAAAGGCGUUCCUGAGCCUUUGUAUAUUCCAUGUCUGUCGGGUCGUGUUGGUCCAUUUAUUCAAUGCCUUGAAAGCAGAAUUUGGAUUAGUGUUUACCGUUUGAAGAUAGAAAUGGAGAAAGCAGAGACUAGAGAAGGGAAAUCCUUGGAAGAAACCCCAUCUUGGGCUGUUGCUACUGUGAUCAUUGUCAUGGUUUCUUUUGGUUACCUGGUUCAUCACUCUUUGAAAAAGUUUGGGGAGUGGUUGGACAAGACUAAGCGGAAAUCUCUGAUAGCAGCCUUGGAGAAGAUUAAAGAUGAAUUGAUGCUUUUUGGAGUUCUCUCGUUGUUGAUGGGUCAUUGGAUUACUUUUUUUGCUAAAAUUUGCGUCAAAUCAUCGACAUUGAAUGGCCGAUUCUAUCCUUGCGCAAAGGUUGAUGAUCGAUUGAUGGUACAACACAUGCUUGUUCCAAGUUCCAAAUACUUGAACAACACGAUUUCUAGAGAGCGGCAAACUGCCAGGCGGUAUGACUAUUGUCCUGAGGGUCAGGAUUCUUUUGCUUCAUAUGAAAGCCUUGAACAGCUUCACAAUUUCAUAUUUGUGCUUGGAGUCACCCAUGUUUCUUACAGCUUUAUUGCCAUCGCGUUGGCCAUGAUUAAGAUUUAUAGCUGGAGAACAUGGGAGAACCAAGCCAAGACUAUGGCUAUUCAAUAUGUACAAGAUUCCUCACAAGAUGUACCAGAUAAUUUGAAAAUGAGGCGAUUGACUACUUUCAUUUUUCACAAUGUUUCCCAUCCAUGGAGCCAGCACAGAGUUCUUGUUUGGCUGCUUUGUUUCAGCCGCCAGUUCUGGAUUUCCAUAAACCGAGCUGACUACAUGGCUUUGCGCUUGGGCUUCAUUACUACUCAUCAACUUCCUUUGACAUAUGAUUUUCAUAAUUAUAUGGUCCGAAGCAUGGAAGAAGAAUUUCGAGAUAUUGUUGGCAUUAGUGUGCCCUUGUGGAUUUAUGCCAUACUAUGUGUCUUUCUUGAUUUCCAUGGAACCCAUAUUUACUUCUGGCUUUCGUUCCUUCCAGCCAUUUUGAUACUGCUAAUUGGUACAAAACUGCACCGUGUGGUGGUGAAAUUGGCUGUUGAAACCAUGGAGCACAGUCCAUGGCCGGGUUUUCAGCAGUUCAAUCUGAGAGAUGAACUCUUUUGGUUUGGAAGGCCCAGGUUUCUUCUAUGGUUGAUACAGCUUAUUUCGUUUCAAAAUUCAUUUGAGAUGGCUUCAUUCAUUUGGUCACUGUGGGAAAUCAAAAAUUCUUCUUGCUUUAUGGAGAACCAAGGCUACCUCGUGACUCGUUUGGCAUUCGGUAUCAUCUCCCAGUGCUGGUGUAGCUUCAUUACAUUCCCACUCUAUGUCAUAGUUACACAGAUGGGAUCAAGGUACAAGAAAACUGUAGUUUCUGAAAGCGUGAGGGUCUCACUGUCCAAAUGGAAGAAGAGAGUGAAGGAAAAGCAUGGUUCCUCUGCUUCACUCCUCAAGGAAUCACACUCAACCUCAUCCCUGGACUCAACGGGAACUGACAUACAUAAAGCCUACAGCUUCGCCUCAAGCAGCACGGAACAAGGAACCUCGACACACAAAGAAGCUUAUUUCCUGCAGCAGGAGGCCUUUGGCAUUGCAUCAGAGAGUUCAACACACGAAUCAUCAUCGCCCAGAGGCAAGAAGCAGAAGGUUCAAAUUUAGCUUUUACCUUGGGGAUUAGCCAUGGCCCUGAUGAUGACAAGCUCAAUCAUAUUGAAGAUGAAAUACGUCUCGUUGAACCUUGAUCCUUUGUUCUUGUUUGGGAUCAUAUACUUAUAAAAACCAAUCUGAAUUCAUUAAUUAGCCAUCUCUAGUGUCUAAAAAUUUCAGAUGAAUUAAAGGUAUAUAAUUAAAUUAUAUAAUAAAUUCAUAUAACUUUAAAC